Messenger RNA from Schistosoma curassoni, 594 nucleotides. Lineage: Eukaryota; Metazoa; Platyhelminthes; Trematoda; Strigeidida; Schistosomatidae. The record is from the annotation of a GenBank genome assembly.
AUGAAUCCAUUAUCUUCUCAAAAACAAUUUUAUCAUAUUAUCAGUGGUUCAUUGGAUACGACUAUACGUAUAUGGAAUGCAUAUACUGGUGAAUUGAAACAAACUUUCUAUGGUCAUCGUUCAUUAACAAGUGAAUUAGCAUUUGGGUCUGAACAAAAUAUUCUUGUGUCAAGUAAUGCCGAUGAAACAAUACGAGUUUGGCAUAUGAAUAGUGGAAAGUGUGUACAUGUUCUUGCUGGACGUAUACUAAGGUUUAUAAUAUCAUCUGGUGAUGACGGUACAGUGAAAUUAUGGGAUAAGCAGUCUGGUGCGUAUAUUCGAGAUCUUUUACGCCUUGAUGGAGCUGGACGAGGCGGUGUUAUCUGGCGUAUAGUUGCUUCUGAAGAACGUUUAAUAUGUGCUGCUGGAAGUCGAAUUGGUAUGGAACCGACAAAAUUAGUUAUUCUACAGUUUCAAGAACCAAAUCUUUGUUCAAAACACUCGAACACUAAUAAUAGUAGUAAUAAAAUAUCUCAUAUCUGUCGGCCUAGACAUAAAUAUGCUCCAGAACCGAGACUUAGUCAACUAAUAUGCGCCAAUUUCAGUACAAUCUAG